Rhineura floridana is the source of this 2838-nucleotide messenger RNA. It is a transcript of the gene STK33, whose product is annotated as serine/threonine kinase 33. The coding region runs from base 348 to 2204 and encodes 618 amino acids. NCBI's taxonomy places the organism in Eukaryota, Metazoa, Chordata, Lepidosauria, Squamata, Rhineuridae. Gene Ontology annotation, molecular function: ATP binding; protein kinase activity. The transcript has 18 exons. Gene Ontology annotation, biological process: protein phosphorylation. The record is from RefSeq and is a predicted model, not a curated record.
GUUGAGGGAGGGGAGAGUCCCUCCUUCUCAGGCGCUGGCCAGCCCCACCCCAGGAAGGGGGGGCAGUGAGGAACGUCUCCGCGCUCGGCGUUACUUUGUUCCCGCGAGGCCACUGUACCAUCCGCGGAGCUCAGGCUGGGUAACUGUGGCGAAAAGUUUCUGCAAGUGCGAAGGAGGUCUACAGCGGGGGAGGCAGAGGAGGAUAGUCUUGCUGGUUGAGGGGGAAGAUGACUAUGUUGCUUCUACAAACAGGGAGCAGAAAUUGACUAGAUUCAAGGUGAUGGCAUUUGAAAUUACAGUGGUGUUUUGUGUGACAAAUCAAAUGUGAGUGAAUCAGGAUCUAGUGAAUGUCUCAUUUCAUGGAUGUUAUGAACAGUUGUGAACCUGCGAAAAAUCUAUAUUACCAUGGUGCAAGAUUUGGAUUUUAUUGGGAAGAAAACUUCACACUUUUUGUUCUGCUUCCUUCAACAGUGGAGACUGAGGUGCCAAUCUUUGUGCUACUGUUUAAUUGGCACAGCAGGUUCUACAUGACCAAACAGAUGGCUGAUCUUAGUCAGGAGAAGACGACUAUAAAAUGCAUCGAGUGCUCUGCAUCAUUUCAACCAAGCAAUGUUGUACUAUUUUGCCCCCAUUGCAAAAAUGGCUCCAUGUGCUCUGGAGCACCUGAAGUAGAGGUCUCAGAUUCACCAACUGCUUCAGCGAAUGAAUGUUCAGAACCUGAAGAAGGCAUGUCAAAGAAACAAACAUCUCCUAUAGGAGACAUGCCAAAAUCAGAACUAACAGACUCUCAGAGAAAAAUACUCAUUACCUCAGGCAUUCGUGGCAGUAAUACAGAAUGCAAAGUUCCUCACACACGAAUAGAAGAUGGAGCAGCAAUUCAGCAAAUUUACUCUUUUGGAAGGAAAUUAGGACAAGGCAGCUUUGGUGUGGUGAUUGAAGUAACACACAGAGAAACUGGCAUGAAGUGGGCAAUCAAGAAAGUGAACCGGGAAAAGGCUGGGAGCUCUGCAGUAAAACUACUUGAACGGGAAGUGAGCAUCCUAAAAACAGUAAACCAUGAGCAUAUAAUACAUCUUGAACAGGUGUUUGAGACUCCAAAGCGUGUGUACCUUGUAUUGGAAUUAUGCGAGGAUGGAGAACUUAAAGAGAUUCUACAAAGGAAAGGUCAAUUUACAGAAAAUGAGACACGGCACAUCAUUCAGAGUCUUGCAUCUGCAAUAGCAUAUCUUCACAGAAAAGAUAUUGUUCAUAGAGAUCUGAAAUUGGAAAACAUUUUAGUUAAAAGCAGUGACAUUGAUGAAGAAAAUGAAAUUAAACUAAAUAUCAUGGUGACUGAUUUUGGUUUAGCUGUACAAAAGAUGGGAGGAAGUGAAAGCAUGUUCCAGUCUACCUGUGGAACUCCGAUCUACAUGGCCCCUGAAGUUAUCAGUGCACAUGACUAUAGCCAACAGUGUGAUGUGUGGAGCAUAGGUGUCAUUAUGUAUAUGCUAUUAUGUGGUGAUCCACCUUUUAUGGCAGGCUCUGAAGAGAAACUUUUUGAAGUUAUUAAGAAAGGAGAUCUUCACUUCAAGCAAGCAAUCUGGGAUUCAGUUAGUGAGGCUGCCAAACAUGUAUUGCAGCUGCUUCUGAAAGUAGACCCUGCCCACAGAAUCACUGCUAAUGAAUUGCUUGACAUCCAGUGGAUAACAGGUGAAGCAGAUAUUGUUCAAAGGCCAUAUAAUGUCCUAGAGUUGAUGAAGAAGUGGAAUGACAGCAUCAGCGCAGAGAGUGGAGAAGUAGGCAUUCUGGAAGAUGGACUGAAUGGUGCAUCAUCAACUACGCAACUGGAAGAAAUCCGCCAAGGACAAGACAGCCCUAUCAGCAGCAAUGGCAACUUGGAGGCUAGUACAGACCCAGAAACAGAGAGUGGCAGCAGCAAAUCCUCCACACCAAGAAAACAAGCUCAUAAGAAAAAAAAUCACAGCAGUGUUUUACCAAAUGGGACAUUUAGGAAGAAAAGUUCAUCUAUCAAGUCAACUUCUAAUAUUCAGAGCGGCGGAAGUGGGUCGGUGUCUCCAGGUUUAGUUGCAAAGCGGAACCCAGAUAGUCAAGAGAAGAAAAUAGAAAUGGAAAAGUCUUUUUCUUUAAGUCAUGGGUCGGCGAGCAAAAGCUCACAAAAAUCAACUGCCCUGAGUGGCCUACUCAAAACGAAAAAGAAAUCUUAAAGCGGAUCCAUCAACUCAAAAUGCAGUUCUUAUAAAGUAACUAUUGCCAAUGCCAAAAUGUGGCAACUGUAUAAAAAGGACCAAUGCAGCCUGAAUUCUUACGCCUUUUUUGUUGUUCUGAGAUCUAUAAUCAUCAAGAGAGCUCUAGCUUUACAGUAGUGCUGAUAAAAGUUCCAAAGCAGUGUGAAUUCCUAACCUAUGUGAGGGCAUCCACUGGUCUUAUUACUUUCAGAGCAAGAGCACAGAAUUGUAUCAAAAUCUGUCUUUUAUUUAUUGUAGACUAGCAGGCAUCAUUCAGGCAAACUAGUUUCUUUCAGUUUACUUUCUAAUUUUUGCGUAAGUUUGCUCAGUAUUGUAACAAAGAUCUGUGGGCGCAGAGGAAAUAAGCCAAAAUAUGUAAUGGCUUGGUGGUGUUUUAUAUAUAUAUAAACUGCAUUUUGCAGUUGUAAGAAUUUGCUAGGAUUUUGCUUAUAACCUUGCAGGUAUUAUAACUUGUGUACCACAAGGUCAAUGAAUUUUGUUUCUAAUAUUUUCAUGGCACUAUAGUCUGUUUAGACAACUUACUUUAAACAUUUUUAGGUAUUAUGAAAAUUGCUGAGGUUCAUCUUGCUGCUAAAACUUUUGUGUGUUUAAA